GGGUGCAUCCGAGCCCGUGGCAAGGCAGGCCGAGACCCCUGUCUCGGGGCAUUCAAGGGGCGUCCCCCCAUGAACUGUGCCAAGCCUUCGUACGGGGUGGCCCAGCCGCCAAGGCGCCCCAGGGCCCGGGCCGGCAGGCAGGGGCGGGGGCCAGUCUGCGUCACCGCCCGCCCGGCCCCCCGCCCCCCUGCCCGCCCAAACUCCACCCCGAGGGAAGGCGACGCGGAUAAAGGCUGGGGGCCGCCCGCUUGGCCCAGACCGGCCCGGCCAGCGCGCAUUCGGUCCCGGACGAGGGUACUCGCAGCACUUGAGACGCAGGACCGGCCGCGCCCGAUCCUCCGAGCGGCGGCGGCGGCUGUGGCUAAGGGAGGGGACGCGCGAGGAAGCGCGACCCGGGCUGCAGACAGCACCCAGCGCCACCGGCCGAGCGGCGCCCCCUCCCCAGGACCCUCCCCCGCGCCGCGCCCCGGUCGCGCCCGCCGCCCUUUAAAGGAGAAGCGAGUGCCGUCCCCACCCCCGGAAGGCACCCCCAGGAGCCGGAGCGUCCUCGGAUCGCUACUCGGAUUUUGGAUUUCGGUCUCGCCUUCCGCGGCCGGGACUUUCUCGAGGAGGACACGCGCUGCUUCGCGCCCCCGAGUGCCCGGAGGAACCGGCAUCCGGGAAGCCCACAGCCCCUGUCCCGGAGGCGCGGCGAGGAUUGGCGGCGCCCGCCGCCCCCAGGCCCCCAGCGCGCGCCGGGGAUGGAGCCGCAGCCCGGCGGCGCCCGGAGCUGCCGGCGCGGGGCCCCCGGCGGCGCCUGCGAGCUGGGCCCGGCGGCCGAGGCGGUGCCCAUGAGCCUGGCCAUCCACAGCACCACGGGCACUCGCUACGACCUGGCCGUGCCGCCCGACGAGACGGUGGAGGGGCUGCGCAAGCGGUUGUCUCAGCGCCUCAAAGUGCCCAAGGAGCGCCUGGCCCUUCUCCACAAAGACACCCGGCUCAGUUCGGGGAAGCUGCAGGAGUUCGGCGUGGGUGAUGGCAGCAAGCUGACCUUGGUACCCACCGUGGAAGCGGGCCUCAUGUCUCAGGCCUCAAGGCCGGAGCAGUCUGUGAUGCAAGCCCUCGAGAGUCUCACGGAGACGCAGCCCCCAGCGGCGCCUGGGCCGGGCCGGGCUGGCGGAGGAGGCUUCCGGAAAUACAGAUUCAUUUUAUUUAAGCGUCCGUGGCACCGACAGGGACCCCAGAGCCCAGAGAGGGGCGGCGAGAGGCCCCAGGUCAGUGACUUCCUGUCGGGCCGCUCGCCACUGACACUGGCCUUGCGUGUGGGCGACCACAUGAUGUUCGUACAGCUACAGCUCGCGGCCCAGCACGCUCCACUGCAACACCGCCAUGUGCUGGCCGCCGCCGCCGCCGCUGCCGCCGCCGCACGGGGGGACCCAAGCAUAGCCUCCCCCGUGUCCUCACCCUGCCGGCCCAUGUCCAGUGCCGCCCGAGUUCCCCCGGUGCCCACUAGUCCCUCCCCUGCGUCUCCCUCGCCCAUCACAGCUGGCUCCUUCCGGUCCCACGCAGCCUCCACCACCUGCCCAGAGCAGAUGGACUGCUCCCCCACGGCCAGCAGCAGUGCCAGUCCUGGUGCCAGCACCGCGUCUACCCCAGGGGCCAGCCCUGCCCCCCGCUCCCGAAAACCCGGCGCUGUCAUCGAGAGCUUUGUGAAUCACGCCCCGGGGGUCUUCUCAGGGACCUUCUCUGGCACGCUACACCCCAACUGCCAAGACAGCAGCGGGCGGCCACGGCGUGACAUCGGCACCAUCCUGCAGAUCCUGAAUGACCUCCUGAGCGCCACCCGGCACUACCAGGGCAUGCCCCCGUCGCUGGCCCAGCUCCGCUGCCAUGCCCAGUGCACUCCGGCUUCGCCGGCCCCCGACCUGGCCCCCAGAACUACCUCCUGCGAGAAGCUCGCGGCUGCCCCCACAGCCUCCCUGCUGCAGGGCCAGAGCCAGAUCCGCAUGUGCAAGCCUCCGGGGGACCGGCUUCGGCAGACAGAAAACCGCGCCACACGCUGCAAGGUGGAACGGCUGCAGCUGCUCCUUCAGCAGAAACGGCUGCGUAGAAAGGCCCGGCGGGACGCGCGGGGUCCGUACCACUGGUCACCCAGCCGCAAGGCCGGCCGCAGCGACAGCAGUAGCAGCGGGGGCGGUGGCAGCUCCAGCGAGGCCUCCGGCCUGGGCCUCGACUUCGAGGACUCCGUGUGGAAGCCAGAAGUCAACCCUGACAUCAAGUCAGAGUUCGUGGUGGCUUAGGAUCUUCGGAUCGGCCACCCUUGCCCCUCGAACCCCAGCCCAGGGCGGCGGGGACUCGGAGAGCCCCGGAGAGAACGUGGCCCAGCUCUGGAGGGCAGGCAGCCACUCCCCCCAGCCACAAGCCUUUCUUUUUUUCUUCUUUUUUAUUAUUUUUUUCUUUUUUUAAAAAGUUCAGACCGUGGUUUCCUGGACUCUUCAGGCUUUGCUUCCUACCUCCUUGACCCUCCACUCCUGCCCUCUUCCUUCUUCACUUCCUCCUCCUCCUCCUCCUCCUCCUCCUCCUCCUCCUCCUGUCUCCUUUCACCUCUGCGCCGGGUCAGUCCUCCCUGCCAACCUUCCCCAGCUCCAAUAUGUAGCAGUCUCUGGACAGGGGAGAGUGAAGGAGAAACCUGCCCCUCCCUUCCGCCGCCUCCUUCCCCCCCACCCCCCCCCCACCCUAUUCAGGUUUUAAGACAAAAACGUUAAAAUGUCAUUAUGCACUUUACAGAGGGGGGGAGGGGGCCACAGUGCGCAGAACCCACCCCCCCCCCAGUGCAGACUUCGGGGCCUCCACCCCAGGCCAGCAGCACCCAAUGGGCUACAGCAAGCCACAGGUCACAGAAGCCCACCAGGGGACUGUUUCUCUUCUACUCCUGUCCUUUUUUCUUGGUCUCUUUUUGCAUUUUCCUUCAUUUCUUUAAAAAGGGGAGCAAAGCUGUUUUAGCAGAGAGGCUGGGGCUGGGGUCCGCACAGGGUUUGGGUGCAGGGGUGUGGCACCCUUUCCUGCCGGGAAGGCCGAGGGGAACUCCCCCCCCAGCCCGCCCCCCACCCCGCCCCAGCCCGCCGUCUGUGCUGUUCCCUCCCCCCCCCCCCCCUCUUCUCUGACCUCCUGCCUGAGCUUGAGGUAUUUAUAGACUAUUAAUUUUCUGACUGAGCCAAUAGUGGUUGGGGAACUCUUGAAAAAGGGGAGAGAAUGGCUGGGUGCUGGGGAGUUCCCCCCUCCGAGCCCUCCUUCCUGGCCCAACCUGAGGGACGUGGAUUUGGGACUGUCUGGGGGCCCCUCCUGCAGCCAGGAUGGGAGGGGGUGCUGAGCUGUGAAUCCCCUGGGCAAGGGGCAACAACUCCGUGUAGCAUUAACCCCCGCGGCGGGGUCCGCUGCUGGUCUAAUUUGGACCCCCCCGCCCCUCAGUGCCCCUGCCGAGGGGUGUCUGGCUCCACAGGGGAGGGACAAAUCCCCUAGUGGGGCCAUUUCAAUGGGGUAGGUUUUGCAUUUUUUUCCCCACUCACUUUUUAUUUUUUAAUGAGAACGGAGAUGUCUGGGCCCUUCCCCACCCCGCCUGUUGGUCUUGUCCUGGCCCUGCCUGUCCCCACCUUUGUUCUCGUAGGUGAACCCCAGGUCCUCAACUCCCCCCUUUAUGUGUUGAAAGUUAAUGGUUUCAGAUGUGAACAUCAUGUGUUGUAACUGUAGCUCUGUACAUUUUUUGUGGGAGGGUGGGCAGGGAGGGGUCCCAGAGGGUAGAGCUCAAGGAUUUGGGGUUUUGUUUUGUUUUCGUUUUUCCAAAAAAAAAGAAAAAAAAAAUAGAAAAAAAAAAAAGGAGAAACAGGGGCGGGUUUGUUUUUUGAAGAACUGUCUUGGAUACCCUAUUUAAAUGUGUGUCUGUUUUGUUUUUUAACGAUUUUUAAAUAACGUCUGUGCCUCGGCGGGUUGAGGGUGGAACCUCCAGGCAGGAACCGGCUCGCCACCCUCUGCCCGGUAAGGGCUGCCCAAAAAAGCAUUACCCGCCCUUGGGGGGUCGGGCUGUGGGGGUCCCGGCACCUGGCGUGACUUUCAUGUAUGAAAACAUAAAAUUAAAAAAAAAAAUACCUACACGAGCACCGUGAUUUCAAGUAAUAAACAGAAAAUGAAACA
Molecule: messenger RNA, 4167 nt
Organism: Piliocolobus tephrosceles (Ugandan red Colobus)
Lineage: Eukaryota; Metazoa; Chordata; Mammalia; Primates; Cercopithecidae
Gene: MIDN
Product: midnolin
Exons: 9
Coding region: 741-2279 (512 amino acids)
Cellular component (GO): nucleus
Molecular function (GO): protein binding
Source: RefSeq, a predicted model, not a curated record